Molecule: messenger RNA, 902 nt
Organism: Papilio polytes (common Mormon)
Lineage: Eukaryota; Metazoa; Arthropoda; Insecta; Lepidoptera; Papilionidae
Exons: 3
Coding region: 67-627 (186 amino acids)
Source: RefSeq, a predicted model, not a curated record
UUAAUCAUCAAUCAAAUUUAGUCAGAACCGUUUUUUCAAAAUUGUGUUGUGUAAUUUAACAACAAAAUGGGAUCACCAGAAAUUUCCGCUUUCUACGCGGACGCUCUGGUCAGAUCUGAACAAAGGAUUAGAGAAUGGAACCAGAAAAAUUUACUCAAUGUCUUAGAAGCCAAUAAGGAAAAGCAAGUCCGCGAAAUAGACGCCUCUAUAGCUUUAGCUAAGAAGUAUUUAGCGUUAUUAGACGAGCCUCGAAUUUACGCUAAACCAGUUCCGCCGCGCGAGUUAAUUCAGUCUGAAGAAUGCACUGAGAUGAAGGCCAUUGAACCUGAAGUGGUCAACUUACUGUACGGCAGCACAGAGAAAGGCUCUACCGUCAGAUAUUUAAAACAGAGAUACAAAAAAUCACCGGAGGAUAAGUUCAACUAUCGCGCGACCACAAGCUGUGAUUACGGCUGGCAACAGAGCAAAUCCAGGCUACCAGCUAGAGAUGUGAACAAAGGGCGCUGUGCCUUACUUCGCGACACAUUCUACAGAAAGAACAACCUUGGGCCCGAUCCGCCACAUUACUCCGAACCUAUCGGAGGAGAAUUCUCUAUUUGUAGUGUAUAUUCAUGCAGUAGCAAUUAAAAGUAUUUUGUUGUUUACAAUAUUCUUUCAUAAGCAAACAAUUUUGUUACAGUGAAUUUUAUGCCAAGUUUACAUUAUUCCAAUAUGCUUAUUACAACUGGAAAAAUGUAACUUACAGACAUUUCAGUAUGGGUUUGCUUUAUUCCAGUUGAAUUCCAGCGCUGGACUGCAUUGUGCAUAAAGAACUUUAUACCGUCUGAAUAAGUUUUUUAUUAUACUUAAGUAAACUAGAUGUGUUUGUAAUUGAAUAAAAACCAUAUAUACCAAAAAACAUA